Messenger RNA from Racocetra fulgida, 245 nucleotides. NCBI's taxonomy places the organism in Eukaryota, Fungi, Glomeromycota, Glomeromycetes, Diversisporales, Gigasporaceae. The record is from the annotation of a GenBank genome assembly.
ACCUAAUAUACAGAGCAUUAUCUAAUAUGAAUCUUGACGAUGAUAAUGAUUAUGAAGAAGAAAAACAACCCACUAGUGAAGAAAUACAAGAUGAUGAAAUUGAGGAAUUAUUGAAUAUUGAUGUAGCUGUUUUUAUGAAUAGUUUAGAUGAAAUUGUUUUUAAUGCUAACUUUGAAUUUUCUGAAGAGGAAGAUAUUAAUAUUCAAAAUAAUGAUGUCGAGAGCAAUGUUGAUAAGAGAAAUUGA